Podarcis raffonei (Aeolian wall lizard) is the source of this 2076-nucleotide messenger RNA. It is a transcript of the gene TIMP3, whose product is annotated as TIMP metallopeptidase inhibitor 3. Gene Ontology annotation, cellular component: extracellular matrix. Gene Ontology annotation, biological process: negative regulation of endopeptidase activity; negative regulation of membrane protein ectodomain proteolysis. NCBI's taxonomy places the organism in Eukaryota, Metazoa, Chordata, Lepidosauria, Squamata, Lacertidae. The record is from RefSeq and is a predicted model, not a curated record. Gene Ontology annotation, molecular function: protease binding; metalloendopeptidase inhibitor activity. The transcript is spliced from 5 exons. Bases 334 to 972 code for a protein of 212 amino acids.
GGUCCGGGGGGCGGCACCCCAAGAGCCCGAGAGGGGCGCGAUCAAGGCUAUAACUCUCCGCAGCAGCCGAGAGCGGAGAAGGCAGAGAGAGGCGCUCAGCGGGGUUCGAACUCGUGCAGCAGAGAAUCGAAUUUCUGUUGAGAAGGGGUGGAAGGAAACGCAGCAACAGAAAGUCCCGCAAGAUCCAGCGUGCAGUCUCUUCUUCGCCGCCGCCGCCGCCAAGUAGAAGAGGGAGGCAGAGGGCUGCAGAAAACGCAAGAGUUUUGCAGAGACCCUCCACCCAUUCCCCGGUCCGUGUGAGAGAGUAACUGUUCGGGCAGGAGCACCAGCAGCAUGUUCGGGUGCGUGCUGAGUCUUUUCGUGCUGCUCUGCAGCUGGAGCCUGAGUGACUUGCUGGUGGAAUCUUGUACCUGCGUCCCAAUUCACCCUCAGGAUGCUUUCUGCAACUCUGACAUCGUCAUCCGAGCCAAGGUAGUGGGCAAGAAACUUAUGAAGGAUGGACCUUUUGGGACGAUGCAAUAUACUGUCAAACAAAUGAAGAUGUACAGGGGUUUUGACAAGAUGCCACAUGUUCAAUAUAUCUACACAGAGGCCUCUGAAAGCCUUUGCGGGGUCAAGCUGGAGGUCAACAAGUACCAGUAUUUGAUUACAGGCCGAAUUUAUGAUGGAAAGGUUUACACAGGACUGUGUAACCUGAAUGAGAAGUGGGAUCGACUGACUCUCUCCCAGCGCAAAGGACUCAACCAUCGUUACCACCUCGGUUGUGGCUGCAAGAUUAAGCCCUGCUACUACCUUCCGUGCUUUGUGACCUCCAAGAAUGAGUGCCUGUGGACAGACAUGCUUUCCAGCUUCGGCCAGCCAGGGUACCAGUCAAAGCAUUAUGCCUGCAUCAAGCAGAAGGAGGGCUACUGCAGCUGGUACAGAGGAUGGGCACCUCCUGAUAAAACAACCAUCAAUGCCACAGACCCCUGAACACCCCCUUUUCUUUGUUCCUUCCCUCCCAUGCGGCUGAGCAUUCUUUGGACACUAACUCAUAUCAGAUCAUGAUGACAACCAUGAUAUUAGUGCCUGUUUCUUGCAAAUUUUAGCACUUCGAACUUUGGUGUUCGUUUGUUUUUUAAAUCUAUGCUGUCUUAACUGAUUAUCUUUUUUUGUUUUGUUUUAAAUCACUUAAAAACAACAACACAAUCGCUAUCACCCAUUUUUGGUCAAAAGAGAUUUAUCUGGGAACUUCUGUUUGCACACCAGAUAAAUAAGGGAGCUUUGGCUCAGUUAUGUAUCACUCUCUAUAUAGCAAUAUAAUCUAUAUUUUUGUAGGAAAACAAAAAUCUCAAAAAUUUCCCAGAUGGGUAUUGUAUCACAAUUCCAGCCCCCUCCCCAAGCUGCUUCUUCACUUACACAUUCAAUCCUCAGAUCAUGUAGAUACUCUUUUUUUUAAAAAAAUGCAACCAGUUAGGAUUAACAAUGUGAGCAAAUUUAAGCCACACACCGGAUGGAUGAAAAGAAAGUGAUGAUGUUUGAACUGGAUGGAGCACUGGGGGGAUUCAGCUGUCAUGUGCAUUAAAAGCACUACAUCAAAAUGCCUGUCUCGUUUGAAAUGUGAAUGUAAAAGCUCCAUUGUAGUUCUGGGUUGUGCAAGAGCAUAAAUAACAGUUUUUAAAAAUAAACACCAAUUAAUGGGAGCGAAUCCCUCUCCUAAGUACGGAGCAAACAAGUUCAGAACCAAAUCAACACCAGGCAUUUUGGGGGUUUUAGCCAGGCUUCAAAGAGGCCUUUUCAACAUAAACCCCUAUCAAUACAAACGCAUCAAUACAAAAUAAAACAAAUAAAUACACUUAAACAAAGAUACUUGGAAAGAGAGGCAAAGGGAAGUCUGGAGAAAAGGAAAAAAAAGUAAUCUAAUUAAGGCUAUUGGCAUUAAGAAAUUAGAUGCCAAAACACUGUUUUGUUGAAUGGAAAUGUAUAUAGAUAUGAUGAUAUAAGCUAUUUUUGACAGGACAUGGAAUUGUUUCAUGCUAUAAGCAAUGACAAGUUUGAAUCUUCACAUUCCAAGUCACUGGAUACUAUUUUAUUUUU